Gastrolobium bilobum is the source of this 1322-nucleotide messenger RNA. RefSeq names its product protein MIZU-KUSSEI 1-like. Gene Ontology annotation, biological process: hydrotropism. The transcript has a single exon. The record is from RefSeq and is a predicted model, not a curated record. The coding region runs from base 185 to 949 and encodes 254 amino acids. Lineage: Eukaryota; Viridiplantae; Streptophyta; Magnoliopsida; Fabales; Fabaceae.
AAGGGCUGGAAAUACAAAGAACCAAUUAAUUAGAUUUAAGGCCUAAUAUUAUAUACAUCACCAAUAAUAAAAAAGAAGAAUCCAGAUUCUAUCUCUCUGUCUCUCUUUCUUUCUUUCCCAUCUUUUUUUUUUCCGGAUAAGCAGCAGCCACCCCUUUGAUUUUCUUUCUCAUAGGAAGACAGUCAUGGCUAGAAGCUCUCAAGACAUGUCCUCUAAGAGGCAUUUUCACUGGACAAACAAGGUUGGAACUGAAGAUGGUGAAAUUCCCACUUCAGAAUCGUUCUCAACACUCAUCCAAGAGGAGAAAAAAGAGGACAACAAGGUUGCUGCUCAUGAGGCUCCAGCACAUGCAACAAGGAGGAAGCUUCAGGCAGUGACAAUCUCAAGGCUUCGUUCUGUUCUGACUGUGUUUGGCAAGAACCGAAUGAACACACCAUUUGGCCUUGGUUCUCGUGUAGUUGGCACCCUCUUUGGAUAUAGACGUGGGCAUGUACAUUUUGCAUUUCAAAAGGAUCCCACUUCUCAGCCAGCUUUACUGAUUGAGCUUGCAACUCCAAUCAGUGGUUUGGUUCGUGAAAUGGCAUCUGGGUUGGUUAGAAUUGCUUUGGAAUGUAAUAAGGAGAAAGAAGCACAGAAGAAAGGCGUGAGGUUGCUGGAAGAGCAUCUGUGGAGGACAUAUUGCAAUGGCAAGAAGUGUGGUUUUGCUACAAGAAGAGAGUGUGGGCCAAAGGAAUGGGAUAUCCUCAAAGCAGUGGAACCAAUUUCAAUGGGUGCAGGUGUUUUGCCAGGAAAUAAUAAUGGAGCUGAAGCAGGUUCAGAGGGUGAACUCAUGUAUAUGAGGGCUAAGUUUGAGAGAAUUGUUGGGUCUAGAGACUCUGAAGCUUUCUACAUGAUGAAUCCUGAUAGCAAUGGUGCCCCCGAGCUCAGUGUUUAUUUGCUUAGAGUCUAGCACCCUUGCAAGCUCUGUUUAUGAUGCUUAGUUCCCCCUUUUUCCUCUUUGUUCUUUGUAGAUUUCGAGCAGUGAGUUAUUGGUAUACUACUUGCUUGGUUCUUCAAUCAUGAAAAUGGAGAUCUAAUCUUCUCCAUGUUUUUCAACUUUUUUAUUUUUUAUUUUUUUUUUUAAAAUUUGCUUUUUCCUUCCUGGAGGUGUAAGAUGUGGGUUUACUGUUUUUUUGUUGGAAUAAGCUAGCAGCUGAAGUCAGAAAGGGGGGAAAUAAUGGGUAACCAAUACUUUACAGCAUUUUGGUGGAGACAUGGGUCAUGAAAGGUGUAUAUGUAUAGUUUUACUUUCCAAUCUUUUAAUUAAUGAUGAGGGACGGAGG